CAGAUGAAAAAAAACAAAACACGGAUGGAUAACUCUGGCUGGCUUUCAAAAUUCAACUUCCGGUUUGAGAAAAAUCUCAUCGUUGUGUUUACGGACGGUCGGUCUGGUGUACAGCAGUAGUACAGUAGUUGCCACUCCACUCAUCGCAGAUUAACAAGAAGCGAGCGAGCCUGUCUUGUUCCCUUCAGUGUUGCAGAAGAAAGAUUCUUCUGUCUUCAAAAUGGAUGCCUCAGGCGAUGGCGAUGGUGCAAAGAUCAAAAUGCCUCGCGUGGCGAAGGUCAAGAACAAGAUGGCAGCCCCGGUGCAGAUCACCGCGGAGCAGCUGCUACGUGAAGCAAAAGAACGUGAGUUGGAGCUGGUACCUCCGCCUCCCAAGCAGAAGAUCUCAGAUCCUGAUGAAUUGGCGGACUACCGAAUGAGGAAAAGAAAGAUGUUUGAAGACAAUAUUCGGAAAAACCGUUCUGUGAUGACAAAUUGGAUCAAAUAUGCACAAUGGGAAGAGAGUCAAAAGGAACUUCAGAGGGCUCGUUCUAUUUGGGAGAGAGCAUUAGAUGUCGACCAUCGAAAUAUCACUGUGUGGCUCAAGUAUGCAGAGAUGGAAAUGAGGUGUCGUCAAAUUAAUCAUGCUCGAAACAUUUGGGACAGAGCUGUCAUGGUCUUGCCCAGAGCCAACCAGUUUUGGUACAAGUACACCUACAUGGAAGAAAUGUUAGGAAACAUUGCGGGAGGCCGCCAGGUUUUUGAGCGCUGGAUGGAGUGGGAGCCUGAAGAACAAGCGUGGCAUUCAUACAUCAACUUUGAGUUGCGCUACAAAGAGCUGGACAGAGCAAGGACUAUUUACGAAAAAUUUGUACUAGUCCAUCCUGAGGUCAAGAACUGGAUCAAGUACGCCAAGUUUGAGGAGAAAAAUGGCUACAUCAACAGUGCACGAUCCAUUUAUGAACGAGCGGUGGAAUUUUUUGGUGAAGACAACAUAAGCGAGCAGAUGCUGAUUGCCUUUGCCAAGUUUGAAGAGGGCCAGAGAGAGCAUGAGCGUGCUAGAGUGGUGUACAAAUAUGCUCUGGAUCACUUGCCCAAGGAGCAAUGUGAAGAGGUCUACAAACACUACACUGUGCAUGAGAAAAAAUUUGGCAGCAGAGCAGCCAUUGAAGAUGUCAUUGUGAAUAAAAGAAGGUUCAAAUAUGAAGAGGAAGUGAAAGCCAACCCCAUGAACUAUGACGCUUGGUUUGAUUUACUGCGUUUGUUGGAGUCUGAUGGGGAGUUAGAACAAGUCCGAGACACGUAUGAGAGAGCCAUAGCCAACAUUCCUCCCUCCCAGGUGAAGCGGCACUGGCGACGUUACAUCUACCUGUGGAUCAAUUACGCCUUGUACGAGGAGCUGGAGGCGGAAGACAUGGAGCGCACACGAGAAGUUUACAAAGCCUGCCUGGACGUCAUACCACACAAGAAGUUCACCUUUGCCAAGAUCUGGCUUAUGCUUGCCCAGUUUGAGAUCCGACAGAAAGAUUUGAAUGGAGCUCGGAGAGUUUUGGGAACAGCUAUAGGCAAAUGUCCAAAGAACAAAGUGUUCAGAGGCUACAUAGAUCUGGAGUUACAGCUGAGAGAGUUUGAUCGCUGUCGUAUGCUCUACCAGAAGUUCCUUGAGUUUAGUCCCGAAAAUUGCACCACAUGGAUGAAGUAUGCAGAGCUGGAAACUAUCCUCGGAGACAUUGACCGAGCUCGGGCUGUCCUUGAACUGGCCAUUGACCAACCGCGACUCGACAUGCCUGAGGUCUUGUGGAAGGCGUACAUUGACUUCGAGGUUGAGCAGGAGGAGUUUGACAAUGCCCGGAGACUCUACAGGCGCUUAUUGCAGAGAACUCAACAUGUGAAGGUGUGGACGAGUUUCGCCAGGUUUGAGUUAACGUUGCCGGAUGAGAGGGCAUUGGAAAAGGCGCGGGCUGUCUUCCGAGAAGCGAAUUUGGAGCUGAAGACAUCAGACGACAAGGAGGAACGUUUGCUGUUGCUGGAGUCUUGGCAGGCAGUAGAGGAGGAGGCUGGGGAUGAGGCAUCUAGAGACGAGGUGGAGAAAUUAAUGCCACAGAAAGUCAAGAAAAGGAGAAAGAUCCAGACAGAGGAUGGGUCUGAUGCUGGAUGGGAGGAAUACUUUGACUACAUCUUCCCUGAUGAAGAAGCGGCCAAACCUAACCUUAAACUGCUUGCAUUGGCCAAGAAAUGGAAAGAGACGAAGGAAAAAGAGCCAGAAACCUCAGAAAACGCAGAAGAUUCAUGACCUGUUGAUGCGUGUUGAUUUGACUGAAUUUUUUUAUGAAAGAGAGCUGGGAGAGUAUGGCUGGUGUGAUAAAGUGAAUGUGGGAGUGUAUUGGCUUGUUAUUGUUGUUGUAUAUGGUUGGGUAACUGAUGGACCAGUCAAGAACCAGUCAAGACGAAAAAUUCUUUUGCAUGCUAUGGCACAUGUUUGUUCUUGAUUUAUUCUACUUCAGCAGGGAUUUGUUAUGCUUUUAUAAUGCAUUUUGUGCAAGAAACAACGUUUGAUGUCCCUUUCUUUUUACAGCAGCUAAAUUUUGUGUAGUUUCGUAGUGUGAAACAGAUCAAAUUACCUACUAUUUUCUUCACUCUGGGUUAAGCAUGGUUUUGGCAGAGAAAGAUGAAAGAAUUUAUUAUAUUAGAAUAACAUGCUGAAUAUCGCAGGUGUCAUAAGCGAUCCGUUUGGGUACUGUUCACACCAGAGACUAAAAAACCCCAACCAACUAGUUUUUGUUGUGUUGUUCCUAUCAGGAGUCAUGAAAGGCAAGAAACUGUACGCCCUGACAAUAAUAAUGAUAUUAAACUUCAUUUUGGUGAUGUUGAAAGGUGCAUUGUUGAUACAGCUUAGUGAGGGUGUAAAAAUCGAAAAUUAAAAAAAUUUGGACUUCCGUGGAUUGAUUGCAACAGCAAUGAUAAUAUGUUUCUUUUCUUUGGUUUGAGACAAUGUGAAUAAAUUUUAGGAAUAAUUUCUGAAAACGCAAUCUUAAAAAACUCAAAGAACAUGUACUUCGCUUUGUAUAUUUGAAAGUUUUCUGUACAGAAUUGCGUGUUAUUUUUUUGUUAACACUCAUUUUGUGUUGUUAUGAAUGAUUUUGUAGGACUUUGAAUGUUUCUGUUUGUUGACUUCAUCCAUUUUCCAUACCAAUGACACACAUUGUUUAUGUAAAUAAUAAACUGGAAUAAAUUGCAUUUCAAAAUGUA
Molecule: messenger RNA, 3228 nt
Organism: Aplysia californica (California sea hare)
Lineage: Eukaryota; Metazoa; Mollusca; Gastropoda; Aplysiida; Aplysiidae
Product: crooked neck-like protein 1
Exons: 16
Coding region: 221-2272 (683 amino acids)
Biological process (GO): mRNA splicing, via spliceosome; spliceosomal complex assembly
Cellular component (GO): U2-type catalytic step 2 spliceosome; Prp19 complex; precatalytic spliceosome
Molecular function (GO): protein binding
Source: RefSeq, a predicted model, not a curated record